This is a messenger RNA of Beta vulgaris subsp. vulgaris (sugar beet), 810 nucleotides long. RefSeq names its product putative F-box protein At1g67623. The transcript is spliced from 4 exons. Bases 1 to 810 code for a protein of 269 amino acids. The record is from RefSeq and is a predicted model, not a curated record. NCBI's taxonomy places the organism in Eukaryota, Viridiplantae, Streptophyta, Magnoliopsida, Caryophyllales, Amaranthaceae.
AUGGAUCCUAAAAUUGCAAAACAUGUCAAUGAUAUUAAUGAGUCUAUGAUGGAAUUUUUUGAAGCAUGGUCUGCCAUUGAUGAGCAAAUUGCGAAUUCUCUAAAAGCACUAGAGAAAUUAGAAGAAGAAGAAGAAAUGGAAACCAUGGGUUAUGUUGGUAUGAUUAUCUCAUUUCGUAAUAAGAUUGAACUUGCAACAAUGGAAGCAAAGGAAAGAGUUCAAUUGACUUGCAAGGCUAUUAAUAAACUUUCACACGAUGAGAAGAUAUAUAAGAAGGUUUCUUUUGAACACCUUUACAUGCGUUCAUUGCGUAAUGAUGAAAAUAAAGCAAAGUUUUUUGAUUUGUGCUUGGAAUACAAGAAUCCAGAAGCACUUUUGCGUUAUGGCAUGGUACAAUAUUUCACAUAUGUGAUGUUAGAUGAAGGGUUGAAGAACAUCGACUUGGCACAUUCAAAGGGCAAUGUGUUGGCCAGAUAUUUAUUGGGACUUUUGCUUAUAUUCAAUGCAGAUGAAGAGCGCAAAAAAAGGGGUGUAGCGUUAUUACUAAGUGUUUUUCACAAGCAUCCAAUAGAUAAAGUGGUUCAAUUAAGAGAAACUUUACGAGAUAUGAUGGUGUCCCUUUGGUUAAAUAAUACCAUUGUUCGUGAGUCUGAUGAAUUCGUAAAGUGUGAUCAAGGGCACCUUCAUGAAUAUGACAACAUUGUGGACAAAUGGGAUUACUUCGCAUGGGGUCCUGAUGAUCUCAAAAGUUUAUGUGAUGCAUACUUAUGUAAUCGCGAAGCAGCCUUUUUUCUACGCUUGCUCCACUAG